AUGGAGCAACAGCAUGUUACUAUUAAUGAGGCUCAAUGUACUAGUUUUGCAGAAUCUGCGAUCUCUUCAGUGUGCUAUUCAGAGAUAGCUAGUGACCAGGAAUCAUUCCAAAAUUCCGCGAGUAGUUCACCAACCCAGCAGGGACAAGUGGGUUUGAAAUCGGCGAGCAAAUUACCAUUUCUACUGAAAAUUCAUUACGACCAUUUUCAGCUGUUAAAAUAUGUGUUUCACUUCGAGACAGUUUGCAUGGAGUAUUUAGAUCGUGUAUGGGUGAACUACUUCUUUGUACCGUGGAUAGCAGCUGUGUUGUUAAGGCUAGGGCUUCCUUCCAGUAUAACUCCAGACAAAGUACACCCUCUCGCUUUCUGUCUGUUUGUAGUUCCCUUCUCUGUCUUAGACCUCAAAAUCUAUUGCCAGUGGUUCGUCAAAGGGAAAAGGUCUCUGUCUCGAGUCACAAACCCUUCUACCUAUUUAUCAAGAUUGUCUCCAGACAUAGCAUUGAAGAGAAAGAUAUCCCCAGUUUUUUUUCAAUUUAUUGCAGCUUCGAGCUCGGCUAGCGUGGCAUGGGUGGUAGUAUCAGGAUAUUUUGACAAAUUCUCCAGGAUGCUCCUUUUUCUCUCACUCUUCUUGUACUUAACCCUCGUGAUGAGAGUGGGUUUCUUUCGUGACAGCAUAUGGAGAUUUUCAGUAAUUUGGUGGGCAUUUACAUAUCCCAUGACAACAACAUCCGUGGUGACACUCAAAUAUGCAGAGGAAGUGAAGAACCUCAUUGUCCCGACUUUCGCAUACAUUCUCACUUGUGUCUCCAUAAUAAAGAGUAGAUUUUGGAUUUGA
Cryptomeria japonica (Japanese cedar) is the source of this 834-nucleotide messenger RNA. RefSeq names its product guard cell S-type anion channel SLAC1-like. The transcript has 6 exons. Gene Ontology annotation, molecular function: voltage-gated monoatomic anion channel activity. The coding region runs from base 1 to 834 and encodes 277 amino acids. Gene Ontology annotation, cellular component: membrane. Gene Ontology annotation, biological process: intracellular monoatomic ion homeostasis; transmembrane transport. The record is from RefSeq and is a predicted model, not a curated record. NCBI's taxonomy places the organism in Eukaryota, Viridiplantae, Streptophyta, Pinopsida, Cupressales, Cupressaceae.